UAGUGCGUCAGUAGCCUGGAAGAUACAAGAUAAUUUGGCGAUUGACAUUUGACAAUGGAAGUAGAGUCGAUAUGUUAUCGAGGAUUGUAAAGCACUAGCAAAUUGCUUACAUGCUGAACCGAUAAGUUACACAAAGUUCUUAUUGUUGUUGUGAGCGGUUGGCAUUAGAUAAUGGUGAUAACGUCGUCUGGCAGGUCACGAACAAGUCAAGGGGACACAAACAAACAGCAAGAAAAUAUAUAUUUUAUCAAGAAUCUUUGAGGCACCUACAAAGAUUUAGGUUUCACUUGAAAUUGAAUAAAAAAGUCAUCCAGUGGAAAGCAUAAGUAUUAAAUAUUCUUUCCCAGGGUCCAAGUGUUUUUUUGCAGCCUUUGUGUUUUGGUACUGGAUGGUGUUAGUCCAGUGUUUGCGUCAGUCUUGUUUGGAAGUUAAGUGGUGCUUUUAAACCUCGAUACAAUGGCAGAAGAAUUAAAACCUAAACUGCCAGAUAUAUCUGUUUCUGGGACAUCAGAAGACGAGGGUAACUCCCCACGCAGAGAAGAGAUUGGUGAUGAAGAUAAAUAUGCAAAUUCUGAUUCUGAUCAGGAUUCUUUGAAAGAAACAACCAGCAACGGACAUGUAAACAGUGGGUUGAUUGACAAUGAUAUGCCAGCACUGGCAGAGAAACUGAGUAAAGUAGACGUUGAAUCUGAAGAUAUCAAAUUUAGCUCAAAUGAUAUUGUGGGUGAUCGUAUUUUGAUAGAGAGGGAUGGAAAGUUUGAGUUGGUUGAUGCGUCAGAAGUAAAAGCAGAAUACUUUCAGAUGAUGGGAAUAGAGGAGGACCUAGGUAAAGAAUCGUCACCAGAAGAGAAGCCACCUUUGGAGUCUGCAAAAUCAAUGAAGGAGGACUCAACGAAAAAUAACCCAAGUAACAGGACAUCCCCAAGGCCAAAAACUUCCCCACUGAAAGCUGGCUCAAGCAAAGUGCCCCAAAAAAGUAGAGCAAAGAGCUCGUAUGCGAGGGAGAGAAAUUAUGAUGAAUAUUCACAUAUAAAAUCCAGAUAUGCCAUGACUGAUCAUCAGUUGGAAAUGAAAAGGCGCAGGGAAGAGGCCAUUGCAAGAAGGAAAAAAGAAGAAGAUGAACGGCUUCAGGAAGAGAAUAACAGGAAGCGUGAUGAAGCAGAAAAGGCAUUCCAGGCUUGGUUAAAGAUUAAAAAUGAAGAGGCUCUUGAAAAGAGAAAGUAUUUGGGUUUAAAGAAUGAUUCUAAAUUGAAAGAAGAUAGAAAUAAAGCUGCGCAAGAUGCAUAUGAGGUUUGGUUGCAUGAAAAGUCCAAACAGAAAAAGCAAGAAAAGGAAAUGGAAAGAAGAAAAUUUGAAGAGGAAGUGUCAACAUACGUUAUAAGAGAAAGACAGACAUGUGAGGAAGCAUUCAACAGAUGGCUAAAGAAAAAGCGAAUAGAAGAAAAGAAGAAACUUGCUGCAAAGAAACCAAGAAGGCAACGAAAGGCAAAGAAAAAGGGUUCAACUGACCCAAAACCUAUCAAUACAUCAGCAAUAAGGUUCACAGAUUACUACGGAUAUAGAAAUACCGUCGCUUUGUAAAUCAAGAAGCCUAUGGUCGUGCCCUUGCGCAAGUGCGCUGUCUUGAUCUCAUCAAAGAUAGAUUUAUGGCUUCGUGCAGAAAAGGGUCGUGAAAUCUCCAAAGAAACACUCCUGAAGUAAAAGCUUUCUAUUAAUGCUUUAUUGAUUUGCUUUUUUUGUUAUAAUUUUUUAGUCUCUAAGUAUCACAGUAUUGAUUUGCUCCUUUUCAAAAUGCUGCGUCCAUGGAAGCUUUCGGCAUCCAAUCCCGCGUAUAUGCCAGCUCCGAUUCUCCAACGAAUGAUCUAUCUGGAUUCCCAGCUAAUUCAGGUGGUUUUUGGUUGAAACGUUUAGUAGCAAACAUAGAAGAUUUUUAAUAAACAAAGUAUGAGCUCUCUGGAAUUAUCCACACUGAAAUGUUUGGGUCGGGGGAGGUUUCCCAUACCACUUUAUUGUAAUACCUGGCAAACCUAGAGUCCUUCAUCUGGAAGAUUUUUGCCUACCAUAGUUAAACAUCAAAGAAAUCUUCGGAGAUUGAUGUGAAUAUCGGUGUAAAAUAUUUGUUGGAAUUGCACACUUCUCGUAUCAAGAGCUUUUUUACUGAAGAACGAAGUUAAUAAUCAAGGUGUGAUGAGAGUAUAUAUGAUACAAAGCUAUAACCUUGAUAAUAUUGGUCUUAUAGGAGCAUCUACUUUUUGAAUUUUAUGUUUGUAAUAGAAAGCUAGCGAUCUUUCACUGGUAUAUAUUGUGAGAUUUUUGUUAAUGAGUUAAUUGUAUAUUUUUGUUAAUAAGUCUCGAGAACGUUCAUAACUUGGAAACCUGUUUUAAUUGCUUUGUCCGUUGGAAAUUCUUUUCAGCAUUUUGCAUCUUUCAGUUGAUCACUGGCCCCGUAUUGAAACAAGACUUGUUUUCUUUAUGAUACGAUUAUCAGAAUGGGAGAGAAUACAAACGAAAUCAACCAGUAUCAAAUCAUAAUUUUUUGUUCAGGCAUCUGCUGAUACACAUUUUGUAAGUACUUCUACGUUGUUUCUUACGCCGCGAGAUUGCCUAUGCUACGUCAAAAGUCAACUGCUUGAAGGAUAGAUGCAUCGUGGGACAAUUUUGUCAAGCAUUCUCAUCGAUUCUAGAAGAUUUUCUUAACAGUUUUUGCCAUAUACAUGCAAUUCAAUUGGUCCGUUCGUUUUGUUUCAGAAAUAAGAGUCUAAGGGCUGAAAAUUUGAUUAGCCAGGUUUCUUCUAUGAUUAUAUAAGAUAGGCAGGAACAAUGCGAAACGACGCGUAAAGGUUUAAUAUGAAGAAAACAAAAAAUCAGACUCUUGAAGAAAACGCAAUUUAUCCAUAUUUUUUCUUGAGGUGCCAAUAAAGCAAAAUUCUCAUACUUGAAUUUAAAAAAUCGUAUUUUCCGAAGGUCACAAAUUGACAGCCAAAUUUUCAAUCAGAGUCUUAAAUUAAAUAGAAAAAAAUUCGAAGACCAAGGUGGCAUUGUGCCGUCACAGUGAUUUGCAAAUUUGAAGAUCACUGCGUUUUUUUAACCAAGUAUCAAAUUUGCUAACAUCACCGUUAACAGCCUCAUUCAGCUGAGUCAAGUCGUUAGAGUGGUAGCACGAACAGAUACCAUUAACAUAGAUGGAUAUGCUAGAUGUGGGUCUAGACUUGUGAAAUCUCAAAUUGUUUGCUCCCUUAAUUGGAAUAUACCCUCAACUCUUGGGUGCUUUAAAGAACAACUGAAAGCAAACAUACUGGCUGACAAAAUACAUUAACGUCAAAACACGACCCCCUGGAAGAACAGCAAUAUUGAAAAUUUACUCAAAUCUUGCCUUUGAUUUUCACAUUUAUUCCUUAGAUUGUAUAUAGUUAUUAUUAAAUACUGAAGGGUUUAAUUUCGUAUAUAAAUAUUAUAUCAUAUCAUACACCCUAUUAACCCUACAGAGUUACUAUAGGCUUGUUAAAUGGGAUCUGAAAGAGAUCGUUUGCAGAGGAUAUCAUGAUAUACAAUGUCGACAGCAUUUUUAUUGUCAAUGAAGACUAGACCCAAAAGGUUGCCCAUUUUCCAGCCUAUGAUCCAUUCUCCAUUAGUUU
This is a messenger RNA of Rhopilema esculentum, 3635 nucleotides long. Lineage: Eukaryota; Metazoa; Cnidaria; Scyphozoa; Rhizostomeae; Rhizostomatidae. The record is from RefSeq and is a predicted model, not a curated record.